AAAAUGAGUACCCGGCAUACGCUGGGGGGGUAAAGAAAGGCCGGGGAAAGAACUGGCAAGACCACCCCAUAUAUACGGUCUGCCUAGUAAACGUUGCAAAAUGUCACCCUAAGAGUCGGAAAUGACUCGCACUACAAGUGCAGGGAUAUCUUUACCUUUUACGGGAAGGCUUGUAUGGAGGGAGGAGGAGGGUGUUGGGAAGUGUUUUCUCUCGGAACUCUGCCGCCUGCUCCCUCUCCCCCCCCUUAACCUGCCGGGCUCCUGUUCGUUGCAGCCUGUCCCAUCUCCUAUCGUGCUUUGCCUCCCUUUUCACCUUAGACGUGGAGGCUAACACUCUAGUCCUGAGUAGGUCAAGUGCUCGCUCAGGGCUCAACUUAUUCCUGGGCUGUACCACUUCAGGCUGCAGAUGUAUGUAUAGUUGCGUGGGAAGGAGCCACAAGAGAAAGAAGUACGGUAAGGAGAAAGGAUACAUUUGCGGGAAAGAAAGACAAGCAAGAAGAACAGAGGAGGAAGGGAGAAGAGGAAAGAAGAGAAAGGAAACAGCAAAAUCAAAAGAAGAGGGGGGAAAGGCAGUGGUUGCAAUGUCUCACAGCAUCUAUGUUCGGUCCAUUGUGGCUAAGCUCAGUUUGGUGGUCUUGCUGCUUUUUGCAACCAGUUUCUCUUCAUGCUUAAAUGACAGAGUUGCAGAGUUUGCUCUGACAAAAAAAGAAGAGAGUGAUUUAAAGGAGCAGAAGCAGAACAGUGAAGAGUUGGUGGAGGAGGGUUUUGAUUCUGAAGACUUGGAAGUAUUUUAUCCAACACAUCAGUGGCAAACAGUCCGGCCAGGUCAAGCUGUUCCUACUGGCCUGCAUAUACAAUUAAAUCUUCAGACAGGAGAAAAAUUAGCCAAGCUUCCUGAUGAUGAUGAUGAUGAUGAUAAGAAAAGUGACAUGAAAGAUCCUCAAAAAAGUAAAAGGCUGGGCCACGUAGAUAUUGACCCGAGUUCAUUUACAACGCAAGAACUCAAAAAGGCUUUGGCUAAAAUGAAGAAAACCAUGAUGGAGGAUGAUGUACUGGCUCACAAGGCUCAUCAGGAAGAUGUCAGACGAAGGUUCCGUCCCAUUGAAAAACUUAAGGAAGAGUUCAGAGAGCUCAAUCUGCAGCUGGAAACAGACUUUGAAAUUAUGUUUAAAUUAAUCAACAAAUUCAACAGUUCUGCUUCAACGCUGGAGGAGAAAAUAACAGCACUUUACGAUCUUGAAUACUACGUUCAUCAGGUGGACAAUGCAAAAGAUUUGCUUUCCAUUGGUGGUCUACAACUUUUGAUUAAUGGGUUAAACAGCACUGAGCCAUUGAUGAAAGAAUAUGCAUCCUUUGUACUGGGAGCUGCACUGUCUAGCAACCCCAAAGUACAAAUUGCCGCAAUUGAGGGGGGUGCUUUACAAAAACUGCUGGUUAUCCUGGCUACAGAUCAGUCUCUAGCUGUGAAGAAAAAGGCCCUCUUUGCUUUGUCGUCAAUGCUGCGACACUUUCCCUAUGCCCAGCAGCAGUUCCUCAAACUUGGAGGCCUUCAAGUACUUAGGAAUCUUUUUACAGAGAAAGGAAUGGAGACAUUACACAUCCGCACUGUGACGCUUCUCUAUGACUUAGUAGUUGAAAAGCUGUUGCUCAAGGACUCGCCUGAUGAUAAUCAAAUCCGUGAGAGAGCUCAGCAGUAUAGCCAAGUGAACUUGGUCCCAGCCGUUGUGGAACAGGGCUGGUGCAUGAUCAUUUCUAACCUCCUGAAGAUGCCGGAGCAUGACACCAGGGAAAAAGUUCUAAAGACUAUGCACGUGCUACUAGAUUCCUGCAGGGAUAGCUACAAAGAAGAUCACAGCCUCAACCAUACAGUGGGCCUACUUCGCCAAGAAUACGAAGAGCUGGCGGCAGAAGAACAAAAGGAGGGGGAAGAAGAUGGCUAUUUUAAGGAACUCCUUGGCUCUAUUAAUAGCCUUGCCCAGCAGCUGAAAUGAAUACUAUAGCCUUGAUGAGCUGUAAAAAUUCACUGGUAAAUUUGGAAAGAGUUAUGCAGAAUAAAACCAUUGAACAAACA
Rhineura floridana is the source of this 2071-nucleotide messenger RNA. RefSeq names its product SIL1 nucleotide exchange factor (gene SIL1). Bases 411 to 1991 code for a protein of 526 amino acids. The transcript has 11 exons. The record is from RefSeq and is a predicted model, not a curated record. Lineage: Eukaryota; Metazoa; Chordata; Lepidosauria; Squamata; Rhineuridae.